Messenger RNA from Hyla sarda, 1598 nucleotides. It is a transcript of the gene CBX1, whose product is annotated as chromobox 1. Gene Ontology annotation, molecular function: chromatin binding. The transcript has 5 exons. The record is from RefSeq and is a predicted model, not a curated record. Gene Ontology annotation, biological process: chromatin organization; negative regulation of transcription by RNA polymerase II. The coding region runs from base 220 to 750 and encodes 176 amino acids. Lineage: Eukaryota; Metazoa; Chordata; Amphibia; Anura; Hylidae. Gene Ontology annotation, cellular component: nucleus; pericentric heterochromatin.
GGAUCACGUGUACUGGCUGGCCGCGCUGCGCGCCAGUAACGGCUGCCUCGUCCGUUACGUAACGGUCCAUCCCCGCCGGAGGCGCCUCCGCAGCUGCAGACCUGAGAGUCCGGGACUCCGCCAGCCGCCUUCCCUACCUCCCUCCCGAGUCUAAGACUGGAUCCCCACACGAGUGAAAAACUGGCUGCUUCAGUAGGAAAAAAGCAGAACAAGAAAAAAAUGGAAGAAGUCGUGGAUGAAGAAGAGGAAGAAUAUGUGGUGGAAAAGGUUCUGGACCGGAGGGUGGUGAAAGGAAAGGUUGAAUAUCUUCUGAAGUGGAAAGGAUUCUCCGAUGAAGACAACACAUGGGAGCCAGAAGAGAACUUGGACUGUCCUGAUCUCAUUGCCGAGUUUCUACAGUCACAGAAAAACGCCCACGAGUCAGAGCGAUCGGAUGGAAAGCGUAAGGCAGAUUCUGAUAAUGAGAUAGCUGCGGGUGAAGAGAGUAAGCCCAAGAAAAAGAAAGAGGAGGUUGAGAAGCCUCGUGGUUUUGCUCGAGGAUUAGAUCCAGAGAGGAUUAUCGGAGCCACAGACUCCAGCGGAGAGCUGAUGUUCCUGAUGAAAUGGAAAAGUUCAGACGAAGCUGAUCUCGUCCCAGCAAAAGAAGCCAAUGUGAAGUGUCCCCAAGUGGUGAUUUCAUUCUACGAGGAACGGUUGACGUGGCAUUCCUACCCAACAGAGGAAGAAGACAAAAAGGAAGACAAGAACUAAAGGCCACACAAAGCGGUUAUUAAUAGGGAUGAAUGGUGGGUCCUAUGGCAGAGGGAAGAGGGUGGGAGGACCCCUACAGGAUCCAGUCUUUCCUGCAGCCAAAAAGAUGUUUUAUAUGUAACGCCCAGGAGACACUGCACCUUAUGCCCCCGCUCCUCCUCCUCCUCACUAGUGUUACAAACUCUGCAUUUUUACCAAGUAGCAUGUAUUGUUUGGCUAUUAGUGAUAUCUGUCAAAAAAAGACAUUGGGUUACUCAGGGUGGGUGGGGGAGAACUUUUGUUUUUUUAAUUUUUUAAUCUUUGAACGAAGAAAGGAAAACAUGUUGCCAAAAGAUAAAGUUGUUGCAAUGUGUUAUUGUCACCGUUCAGUGUUUGGCUGCUUCCCGGGGGCAUUGACUUUGCCACCAUUCAGGCAGCUGCAAGGACCUCACAAGACAGACAUGCUACCUAAUAGAUGAGGGAGUUAGCACGUUCCUUCAUCUAUUUGUUUGAAAUUGGGGGGGUCCGUUUUUAAGGGAUGGUAUGGGCAAAUUGUGAAUUUUUAAAGUUACUGGGAGAUGGUGCUGUCCAUGUGAAUCUUAUUUUUUUUAUUUUUUUUCUCAUGUAUCUCCUCAACGUCUCGAGCAGGAAGCCUUAGGUAGCCAGUAUUCUGAAGAUAGCGGGUUACAUAGGAGCUGCUGCUUUCUUGUAUAAACCUGUCAUUUGUAGUUUCUUUUUUUCUUUAUUUUAAUUUUUUUCUACAGUAGCAUGUGUUUUAGGUUUUGUGCAAACUUUUAUCAUAUGUAAAGUAAAAUUUAGACAGCAUUUUUGUCAGUCAGUUGUCCUAAUAAAACUUUUAGAUUUAUAAA